CUUCUCCUCAGUUCUGCUGCGCCGACAAGGUGCGCUAUGCUCUUCAACAUGCGCGUUUUGUACCAGUCGCAUUCAGUUGCACUCCGUUCGUGAUGAAAGUAGGUUAGCUUUUUCGUUGUCAAGCAGUUGAGGCAUACGAGUUUGUAGUACCAUGUCGCACCAGAACGAGAGUUGUACCGCCGACAUAGGAGACAUGCGAAUAAAAUACAGGGAUAGAAGUGAAACUUUUACGGAAAAUAGUUUAAUUAGUAAAGAACCUAUUGGCCAAUUCAAAGCAUGGUUUGACCAAGCAUGCAAUACUCCGCAAAUUUUAGAACCAAACGCAAUGCUCGUCGCAACAGCAACGAGAGAUGGCGUGCCGUCCAUGCGCGCGGUAUUGCUGAAAGGUUAUAGCAAUGAGGGCUUUAAAUUUUAUACAAAUUAUGAUAGUAGAAAGGGACGCGAACUUUCUAAUAAUCCACGCGCUGCGCUGACUUUCUACUGGGAACCUCUCAAACGAUCCAUACGUAUCGAAGGUAUCGUGGAAAAAACUUCGGCGGAAGAUUCGGAUCGCUAUUUUCAAAGCCGGCCAUAUGUGAGUCAAAUUGGGGCUAUAGCCAGCAACCAGAGUAAAGUGAUCGCUAAUAGAGAAACUCUUAUGAUUAGAGAGAGAGAACUGCUCGCGCAAUUCCCAGAAGGUCAAGUUAAAAGACCUGACUGCUGGGGCGGUUAUCUUGUCGUGCCGCAUUUCAUAGAAUUCUGGCAAGGUCAGAGUGAUCGUCUACACGAUAGGAUUCGUUUUAGACGUCCAAAACCAAACGAAAUUAUCGAUAAUAUUCUCGUGCAUGAAGGAAAAGACGGAUGGGUUUAUGAAAGACUCUCGCCAUAAAAAAAAAUCAAUUUUAUUGAUACAAACAAGGGAUAAAGUUGGGAAUUUUUAUCAGUUAAGCACACACAUAUGAGAAUGAAAUCAAAUAGAUUUCGAUACAAAAGACGCCAGUAUGGAUUACAACAUUCCGAAUAGAUACCUCAUAUCUCAUUGAAGACAAUAAUGUUAUAUAUUAGGCCUGUUGUUGAUGCUAUUUUUUAAUAAGUUUUAGAAUUUCUCUGUUGACACCUGAAAUAUAUAUAAUUUAUAUUGUUAAACUA
This is a messenger RNA of Linepithema humile (Argentine ant), 1128 nucleotides long. RefSeq names its product pyridoxine/pyridoxamine 5'-phosphate oxidase-like. The record is from RefSeq and is a predicted model, not a curated record. Gene Ontology annotation, biological process: pyridoxal 5'-phosphate biosynthetic process; pyridoxine biosynthetic process. NCBI's taxonomy places the organism in Eukaryota, Metazoa, Arthropoda, Insecta, Hymenoptera, Formicidae. Gene Ontology annotation, molecular function: FMN binding; pyridoxamine phosphate oxidase activity.